UUUGUGUUUGUGUGUGUGUGUGUGUGUGUGUGUGUGUGUGUGUGUGUGUGUGUGCGCGCGCGCGUGUCUGAACGUGAGCAAGUUGAGGGAAAGUGGACGACAUAGCUCGCGCGCUAUUCCUACAAUUAUUAUUUUUUCAAAGCCGAGGAGGAGAAAGUCGAAACUAUUAUGGUUUAUAAAUUUGGGACCUAGGAAACAAGCUACCAGGACUGCCUACGUCGCUAGCAAACUAAAUGAACGCACAAUAACGAAGUCGGUUUUAGUUCAAAUUAGUCUUAAUCAAGCCUGUCACAUAACGGAUUUCGACCGCUAUUAAUGUCAAGAUAUUUACCUGCACAAACUAUGGUAUUGGGGGCUGGUAUUGGGGGCUGGUUAUUCUCUUCAACAAAAGUUGAGUUUGUCAUCAUUGUGUGUGUGUGUGCGUGUGUGAGUGAGUGAGUGACUGUGUGUGUGUGAAUGUGUGUUACUGUUUGCUUUAGUAAGUCUGUGCCUUUUAAUGUGCAAACUGCUGUACAUUUCAAAGUAGUUGUUGCAUGGCUUCACACCAGCAACACAAAUACCUAAGUGAAGAUAGAUAAGCCAUAUCCGUAAAAGUUCAGGAUGUUGAAGACUUUAACCAAGAAGCUAAGAAGACACUCGCUCAACGAGAUUCAUCCUUUUCAAUUUAAGAUUUCCUACCAUGGCAGUGGGGAGGGAGCGGAGAGCGACGAUUCCGAGGGGGAGAACCAGGAGCUUGCACAGAUUGACAGAGAGAGGCGGCGGAACUGCGGCCUCACCCCUCUGGCCACCAGCCAGCAGCACAAUCAGGGUCCCCUAUCUCCGGCACGCCUCCAUCACCUACGCCUCCUUCUAGACCCGACUCUGGACCGUCACUCGUCUGAAGAAGAGCUGGAGCGAAUCAGCCACGGCGUUGGAGACGGCAGGAAGUGGACGCUGCACCAUCGCCACGGUGACCACCCCAGCAGUGCCUCCAGCGACGAGGAGGUGUGGGACCUGUGUGGCUGUGGCCCAGUUGCAGCAUCCUUGGAGCCUGGGACUUGCCUGGCCGCUUCCACCAGCCCGGUGCUCUUUAGCUCAAGCCCACCUCGCAGCCUCAAGCCACCGCCUCCAAUUAAGCUCCAGUUCCAGGGGGUGCAGCCUGCUGCCAAGCCUAUCAUCUUGACCCACUUAGACCAGUCGGCGGCUCCCUAUAGGAAACACAGGCACAGCUACGGGGGAGAGCUGGGGAGGCCAAGUCUGGACCUGGAGAAAAUGCAACAGAAAAUGCUCCUGAAAAAUAACUGUGGUGGGAAAACACGGACCAUAAAGAUCCGGAGCUUGACUGGGACUCGCCCUCUGCCCAGGUAUGCCUACGAUCCCUCAAUAUUUGCCUUCCGGUCCCUCAGCAGGGUCCCUCCUUGCAAUCCCUUGACUCCGUCCGAAGACCCCCCGUGUGUGUGAGGGAAUAACACCAACAAAACCACCCCUUCCUCACUUAUUGACUCUAUAGAAGACUCCCAGACUUCAUACUCUGAAGACGAGACUGAGUUAAAUAAUGAGUAUGGUAUGGUAUGACCGUUAGGACAACUUGACAAUGCCAAUGUUUGAAGGUCAAUAUUGUACUCUCAGAUAAUCCUGCUCUGUCAAAUCAUGCUGUUGCUCGGACAACUGGUUCACUUGACAGAACCAUCUAAGACACUAAGAAUGGGGAGAUCUUAACCCUGAUAUUGGAUGAUGAUGUGAGACGGGGCCAGACGGUAUGUGUGAACAACAAGGCUCCAAUAGAAAUUGCUUUGAAAAUACACCGCUUCACUCAAGCUCUCCGUACCAAGGACACUUCAGGUAUUUCAUACAUUAACGGCUGUCUUUUGGACACAUUUUCAAUGGAUGGUUGUUCUAAAAAUGAAUUAUCAAAAAUAUUUUUGAAGGACAAAACAAGCAUUCGAAAGCAUUCAAAGACCACUCCAAUGCGCUCGAUACAAGGGAAAUGUAUGUUGACGACAAUCAAAGGUCAAAUAAACGCAUGACAGGUUUGUUGUCUAGACCAGGGUUUCCCUAACCCGGUCCUGAGCCCCCCACAUUUUAGUUUUUGCCCUAGCACUACACAGCUGAUUCAAAUAAUCAAAGCUUGAUGAGGAGUUGGUUAUUUAAAUCAGCUGUGUAGCGCUAGGGGAAAAAAACAAAAAAGUGCACUCCAGGGCCCCCCCCCGCCGAGUUUGAGAAACCCUGGUCUAGACGGACAACAGCUCAUUAGGACAACUCAUGAACAGAGGCUUUCUUGACACAUUGCAAGAUGUACACUGCACGAUAUAAGUAAAGAGUCUAUAUUUCGUGAUAUCAACCAGCGCUAAGUGCGUCGAUACUAGGGUCGAAAUGGAGAUCAGCUUUCUCCAUCCAAAUAUUUCCAUAACAUUAUAAUUAUUUCACAAUACUGACGACGGAUCAGCUCCUUGAGAUAUAUUUCCACCUAUGCUGCAAAUAUUGAGCGGCGUAUUCUAAUGCUUUUAAUGCUUACCCAAUACAAAUGCACUAAAUCACUGAUUUGGCACAUCAUUGCGCACAUGUUAGGCUACACAUCAUUAAAUAUAUUUAGAGACAUUAUAUACAGUAGCCUACAUGUAACAAAAUAGAACUCAAUUGAUUGAACAUAUUAUUGAAAACACCUACAGCCUACUAGUUUAUAUUUUAAUGCAGUCAUCUCGGUUUUCACUUUGAAGCAUAUUUUUACACGUCGCUCGUUUGUGUAUCAAUUGCAAAGACAUUUGCAAAUUCGUCUUUGUCGUGAACUUUGUUCUGAAGUUAUCGGCGGUCACAGAGAGAUCAGUCAACCAUGUGAUUCUAUGUUUAGCGGAGAUCUUCUGUUCAUUAAGUGAUGCUAGAGGGCAAAAAAAGCAUCUAAAGUUGCACUUGGCUAUUUUACGAGUGAUCUGAGUCAGGCGUUAGAUUACGAGGGCUUUCAAGUGCAAUGUUAAUGAUAGUUUUGGGAAACAGCUCAGAUAUUUAACGUUGCUCCUACAAAGGGUUUAACGAUGAACUUAGCUUUAAGAUGCUUUUGGGAAACCGGGCCCAGGUCAUGAGAUACUACAAAAUGUAUGACUAGUUCAAGAGGUAACAAUGUAACCCUCAACCUGUUGACGAGUUUGUGAAUAUCACCUUAAGAGGAAAACAGGAUAACAUCAAAUACUUUGUCCUCUUUUCCUGUAUGCAUUUCACUGUGCGGUGGUGCAGAAAAUAAAGGUAUAUGAGCAUGCAAGAAAGGGAGUAUAAGAAAUCUAUGAGAAUAUGACAUGAUUUACUGCUUUAAUUUCAGUGCUGUGUCAUGAGCUUGUGUAGUACGCUAUGCAACACCUUUCUAACUCUGUAUUCCUUUUCUUCGGUGGCACAUCGCCACAUGUAUGAGACAACCAAAGGUCAUCCCAAACGUCUCAUCGUUGUGCCUCUGAAUGACAUUCCUGAUCUAUUGAACGUUAAACUGAGGCUAGUCUUGAAUGUAGGGUCGAUGUGCUAACGUAAUCAGUGACCAGACAACCUAUUUAAGCAUAUGAAUGUAUCCCUUGAUGGACAUGCUGCGAUCAAAACAAUGUCACCAUAACCAAGCUCUGCUAGAGUGAAUGUUGUGCAGCGCUCUGACAUUUCUGUGUCCCUCGCAUAAUUUCUGAAGAAAUAAAUGCUCUGUGGCAU
This is a messenger RNA of Oncorhynchus gorbuscha (pink salmon), 3660 nucleotides long. RefSeq lists its product as uncharacterized. The coding region runs from base 601 to 1440 and encodes 279 amino acids. The transcript is spliced from 5 exons. NCBI's taxonomy places the organism in Eukaryota, Metazoa, Chordata, Actinopteri, Salmoniformes, Salmonidae. The record is from RefSeq and is a predicted model, not a curated record.